AUGUGCUGUCAGAGAUAUAGAACUUUACCAGUCGCUAGAAACAAUCUGAUUAGACAAGGCCAUCCUGUGAAGCCGGGACCAGGGCCCGACAAUGCAGCCAAGCGGAUAGCGUAUAGCGAAUGGACUCCACAAACGCAGAGGAAGUGCCUCAUGCGAGGACGCGCGGGAGAAGCUUCGAAUGCUUCGAUGCCAAGGCGUCACCCAGGUCCCGAGUCAGGCUUCUGCGGGUGCGGCGACAAUCUGAUUGUGCUGUGGCCACUAGGGUUGCAGAAGGCAGCGACAUGCAAGUGCGCGCAGGACCGCAAGUCAGUUUUCGGGUGGCUGAAAGCGAAAGCGGCGGUAGCGUGGUCUUUCGAGGCUGUUAUCCACGUGCGAUUUGGGCAGCUCGCAGCACACCCGCUGGGAUUCCUGUUGGAUGGUGUCGCUCACUUGCCAGGCCUGGCCAUUGUUGGGUGUAGGGUGAUGCAUCUUGGCCCGGGCAAGACUGGGAAACCACCCAGGACGGCUUCGAUUGUGGCUUGGAACUUAAAUCGCUGCGCUGAUUCGAGCGCUCUUGAUUAUGCACGAUGCGGCCCAUGGGCCAACCAAUCUGAGCUCUAA
Molecule: messenger RNA, 600 nt
Organism: Mytilinidion resinicola
Lineage: Eukaryota; Fungi; Ascomycota; Dothideomycetes; Mytilinidiales; Mytilinidiaceae
Exons: 3
Coding region: 1-600 (199 amino acids)
Source: RefSeq, a predicted model, not a curated record